CAGGGGGGAAUGUUUAGAAGGAGACACACUGCGCAGGAAGUAAGCGAGAUUUGAUAUUAAAGUUGAAGUGAGCAACUUUACUGGUGUGACUGACUACUGUCCAGACUUAGUGGUUGGGAUCCCAACCGACAAGAGUGAAACCGACCUACCUAUGCAAAUAUUGGGUGGGGCCACGCCAUGAAACCACGCGCACGCACCCACACCCACGCGCCGUGUAACAGGUGGCAACAUACGGACAUUUGCAGAAAUUCUACAACUUUCUUCGGGAACUGGAGGCGGAAAUUAAGACCAAACCAUGGCCAACUUUGGUGGACACGCCAUCCCCGGCUCUUUCUUCUUGCUUUUUGGAUUUUGGCUGACAGUGAAACACACUCUCCAGCACCACUGGAAGAAGACUCAUCCCAAAGGCAGAGACAUUGUGCCUCCUUUCUCUAAACGGAUGGACUGCAUUGAAGGAGGAUUGCAAAUCUUUGCUUCAUUUGUUGGCAUCAUGGUGGAGCAGUUUGUGGUGGACGGCCCACACGCUCGCCUUUACGACACGCAGAACAAUUCGUGGGUGAAGCUGAUGAACUGGCAGCACAGCACCAUGUAUCUCUUCUAUGGCAUCUCUGGAAUAGCUCUGGUCGUGAGCACCAUGUCCAAACUGGUACCGGUCGGUGUGGACCGCUUUGCUCUCUCCUUGGCGCUGUUUGUAGAAGGCUUUCUGUUCUACUAUCACGUGCACAGUCGCCCCCCGCUGGACGCUCACAUCCACUCCCUGCUCCUGGUGGCGGUGUUCAGUGGGUCAAUCAGCACCAUGGUGGAGGUGUUCAUGAGAGACCACCUUAUUCUGGAGCUGCUCAGAGCAUGCUUAUUCAUCCUUCAGGGCUCCUGGUUCUACCAGAUUGGCUUUGUGCUGUUCCCACCGAGCGGGCCGCAGUGGGAUCUGACUUUGCAUAGUAACAUCAUGUUUGUCACUAUGUGCUUCUGCUGGCAUUUGGCGGUGGCCUUGCUCGUCGUCGCCUGCACCACCGCUGCAGUGUGGUUCACCAUGAGGAGAUUCUCCAGAAGAGACCGAGACAUCGAGAUAGUAUUGCGGAAGACAUCACCCACCGCAAGUUCUGAGAAAGCUCUACUUGAAGAGUCAGAGGAGGAAUAGUGGCUGAAAUAUAUAUAUAUAUUUUUUUUUGUAGUUUUGUUAAUUGUUUUCACAGCUAACUAAAAUGUGAUUGACACAAAAAAAGCCUUCUUAUCUUAUUAUAGUCCAAAACACUAAACAUAAACAUUACUUGGGGUAAAGGUGUGAGCUUUAAUAAUUGAGGUUUUUCAUAAUUUAACAUAUUUCUCUUUUAUUAUUACAAAAAAUGAAAUGUUCUGCAGUCGAAGAAAGUAAGGAAAUUAAUUAACAUUGGCAAACAUAAAUAUUAUAACACACUAAGAUGUUGCAAAACCACACAAAUAAAACAGUUGACUAAAUCAUUGAGGUGCAGGUGGAAGAUCAGGCGGACAUUUUAGUGUAGGGGCCGUUGUGACGACGACUGUUGAGACAGAUUUAGGAGAAGCUGUUGCCAUGUGCUGCGGGAGCUGCUGGGCCUGAACCGUCUGGAUGCGAACCUAAAUGAGAGAAGGAGUUGUGGAGGCAAGGUC
This is a messenger RNA of Entelurus aequoreus (snake pipefish), 1626 nucleotides long. RefSeq names its product transmembrane protein 45B-like. Lineage: Eukaryota; Metazoa; Chordata; Actinopteri; Syngnathiformes; Syngnathidae. The transcript has 6 exons. The record is from RefSeq and is a predicted model, not a curated record. The coding region runs from base 296 to 1138 and encodes 280 amino acids.